Molecule: messenger RNA, 231 nt
Organism: Protopolystoma xenopodis
Lineage: Eukaryota; Metazoa; Platyhelminthes; Monogenea; Polystomatidea; Polystomatidae
Source: the annotation of a GenBank genome assembly
AUGAGGGGCGGGACCAGACCGGGCAAAUAUGGCAGCAAGAAGCGGGCUUUGGUAGAUCUGCAUGAUCUCCUGGCUUGCCAGGCCGAGCGCUCAACAUGGGAGGCUGCUGUACCAGCGACACAGAGGCAUUUCGACAGUCACUGUCCGUUUGGAGCCUCGCACUGUGGAACAGGUCUCGUGCACUGUUGCCUAACAAACUGCAGACUGGCCAGACAAAUUAUUCUUGAUUGA